AUAAAAUUCAAACUGACUGGAGAAGAGGAGACCAGGUCCAAAGCGCUUUCGUCUGCCCUUUCACAGUGUAUCAGUUCCUGGCCUAUCACUCUUUAUAAGGCAGGAUGUAAGAACUUCUACACUCUGAAGGGGUCCUGCUCUGUGCUCUCCAGGAGGACAUGAUGAACAAGUUAAACAGAGAUGCUGCUGGAUUUCCCCGGCUCAGUCUGCUAGCAUUGACCCUCUCCAGGGUCACCCUACAUCACACCCACUCCCUACUGUGAUCCUCCUGCACUGGCCAUGCCUGGGUGGAGCUGCCUCGUGACAGGAGCAGGAGGGUUUCUGGGACGGAAGAUCGUCAGCUUGUUGGUGCAGGAGAAGGAGCUGAAGGAGGUCAGGGCCUUGUACAGAGUCUUCAGAGCAAAACACAGAGAAGAACUCUCUAAGCUGCAGACAAAGACCAAGGUGACGGUGCUGGAAGGAGACAUUCUGGAUGCUCAGUGCCUGAAGAGAGCCUGCCAGGACAUCUCUGUUGUCAUCCAUGCUGCUGCUGCCGUUGACAUCUUAGGUGCCAUUCCCAGACAGACCAUCAUAGAUAUCAAUCUGAAAGGUACUCAGCUCCUGUUGAACACCUGUGUGGAAGCCAGUGUGCCAGUCUUGAUCUACACCAGCUCAGCCAGUGUAGCUGGGCCAAACUCCUACAAAGAGGGCAUUCAUAAUGGCCAUGAGGCAGAACAUCAUGAAAGCACAUGGUCUGAUCCAUACUCAUACAGCAAAAAGAUGGCCGAGAAGACGGUGUUGGCAGCAAAUGGGUGCACCCUGAAAAAUGGUGGCACUUUGCGUACUUGUGCCUUACGACCCCCAUACAUUUAUGGGGCAGGAAGCCCUGUCAUUUCAACCACUGUGAACACAGCCCUCAAGAACAAUGGCAUGAUAACAAAUGUUAAUGCAUUGUCUCUGAUCAACCCAGUGUACGUGGGCAAUGUGGCCUGGGCACACAUUCUGGCCUCCAGGGGCCUGCAGGAUCCCAAGAAGACACCAAACAUUCAAGGACAGUUCUAUUACAUCACAGAUGACACACCUCAUCAAAGCUACAGUAACUUUCAUUACACCCUGAGCAAGGAAUGGGGCCUCUGCCUUGAUUCCAGGAAGAGCCUUCCUCUGUCCCUACUGUACUGGCUGGGCUUCCUGCUGGAAAUAGUGAGCUUCCUGCUUCGUCCAAUUUACAACUAUCAGCCUCCCUUCAACCGCUACUUAAUCACUUUGUCAAAUAGCGUGUUCACCUUCUCCUACAAGAAAGCUCAGCAAGAUCUGGGCUAUGAGCCCCACUUCAGCUGGGAGGAAGCCAAACAGGAGACUUCAGAGUGGAUCGGGUCACUAGUGAAACAGCACAAGGGGAAGCUCAACACAAAGACUCAGUGAUGGGAAGAUGGCAGAGACAUGACCCUGGGUGUUGUCAGGAGAUGAUUGUCAGGUCCCCCAGAAAGGGACAGAGGCUAAACCACAGGUCCUACUGCCUUCUUGUGACACAGUGGACAACUUAAUGUCUUCCUCUAGUCAUGAGAAGCUUUUCCAAUCACUGGCCCAGUCACAAGCUUAAUGUUCUAUCCACUUGCCCAAUGACACACAUGCUCUUGUGAUUCAGCUCCUGUGAUCAAAGGCUCAGUUUCUGGUGCUGAACUAUUUGGUACCUCUUAUAAUUUAAAGUUUUGUCUAGUGAUUCCAUUUCUCCUCUCAAAGCCUAAAGCAUUUUCCAUUUGAGAAAACUACCGUGCUUCAUGAAGCUCAAUAAAUGUUUUAACACAUAA
This is a messenger RNA of Nannospalax galili (Upper Galilee mountains blind mole rat), 1787 nucleotides long. RefSeq names its product 3 beta-hydroxysteroid dehydrogenase/Delta 5-->4-isomerase type 1-like. The record is from RefSeq and is a predicted model, not a curated record. Lineage: Eukaryota; Metazoa; Chordata; Mammalia; Rodentia; Spalacidae. The coding region runs from base 280 to 1401 and encodes 373 amino acids. The transcript has 5 exons. Gene Ontology annotation, biological process: steroid biosynthetic process. Gene Ontology annotation, molecular function: 3-beta-hydroxy-Delta5-steroid dehydrogenase (NAD+) activity.